Rhinichthys klamathensis goyatoka is the source of this 1631-nucleotide messenger RNA. It is a transcript of the gene vsx2, whose product is annotated as visual system homeobox 2. Bases 333 to 1529 code for a protein of 398 amino acids. The transcript has 5 exons. Gene Ontology annotation, molecular function: DNA-binding transcription factor activity, RNA polymerase II-specific; sequence-specific double-stranded DNA binding. Gene Ontology annotation, biological process: regulation of transcription by RNA polymerase II. NCBI's taxonomy places the organism in Eukaryota, Metazoa, Chordata, Actinopteri, Cypriniformes, Leuciscidae. The record is from RefSeq and is a predicted model, not a curated record. Gene Ontology annotation, cellular component: nucleus.
UACGAGUGAAUUUAAUUCGAAAUAUAAUUUCGAAGUGAUCUAAUUUUAUUUGCAAAUUUUGGUUAAAUGUCUGAUUAACACAUAAUUGCAAGCAACAUGUGAUGUGAAUGAAAUGAUAUCAUGCAUGGCAAACAGGGAGAGCAGCAUCCUGUAUCCUCUGGAAUUCUAAAUCACUUACUCGCCGCUGAUUGGCUGUUGAGUUUUGACCCUUGUUGGGAUGGACCUGUUGGAUAAAAGGAGAAUUUCUAGAGGGAUCAUGCGUAUUGCGCCGUGGAUGCCUUUGCACAAGGGACCGACUCGUAUGUGAAGAAGGGAAUAGUCUCAGAGGCACCAUGACAGGAAAGGAUGGGGCUGUUUUGUCGGAAAGUUUGAACAAAUCAAAAUCAGUGUGUGCCGCUGAGAACAGGGGAACUAACAAUCCACAUCUGUCAAAGAGCAGCACCACACAUCCGCCCAAAUGCACGGGCUUCGGCAUCCAGGAGAUCCUGGGACUAAAUAAAGAGCCGUCCUCGGCGGCUCCGCGGAGCACACUGGACUCGUUCCCUGCCGGGGCGCACCUUCUAGCCAGCAGGUCGAUGCUCGGUCCAGCUGGGGUUGGUGUUGGUGUUGGUGUUGGGGUCGGGAUGGGCUUAAUUGGCCAUGGAGGUAUUCCGUCGUUCUACAGCCAGCCCGCGUUUCUUGAGGUGCUGUCAGACGCGCAGAACGUCCAUCUACAGCCGCUCAACAGGACAGUGGGCCCGCUGGAAAAUAACCAGUCUGCCAGCUCAGAUUCAGAAGAUGUCUCUUCAAGUGAAAGGAAAAUAUCAAAGUCUUCACUGAGCCAGAGCAAGAAGAGAAAAAAGAGACGACACAGAACAAUAUUUACAUCUUACCAGCUGGAAGAACUGGAGAAGGCUUUUAACGAGGCUCAUUAUCCGGAUGUGUACGCCAGAGAAAUGCUGGCCAUGAAAACCGAGCUGCCCGAGGACAGAAUACAGGUGUGGUUCCAAAAUCGGAGGGCCAAGUGGAGAAAGCGGGAGAAGUGUUGGGGCCGUAGCAGUGUGAUGGCGGAGUACGGGCUCUACGGUGCAAUGGUGCGUCAUUCCAUCCCGCUGCCUGAGUCCAUUCUGAAGUCUGCUAAAGAUGGCAUCAUGGACUCCUGUGCCCCCUGGCUUCUAGUUCAAGAUGGUUUUCCUACCACCAGCUGCUUUUCUAAACACGAAUGCCAACCAUUCUUUGCAGGGAUGCACAAGAAGUCCAUGGAGACUGUUGCAGUCCAACCAAAUGAGAAGUUAGAUGUCACUCAGAUGAAACCCAAUCCCAAACCGGAUGAGGCCGAGGCUGAGGAAAGGAGGACAGAGUCACCUAUGUCCAAAGAGGAACUGAGGGAGAACAGUAUUGCAGUUCUCAGGGCAAAAGCACAGGAGCACAGUGCCAAAGUGCUGGGAACAGUUUCCUCUGAGAGACUAGAGCACAAAAUGGAGACUUCGGUGACGGAGGAGAAGUCCAGCGAACAGCUAGACACGAAAGAAGAGGAAAAGAGUUCUUAGAUUAUGCACUGUAAUUCAUCUCUUUGUAAUGCCAUAAAAUAGGAUUGGUGUGAAAAUAUCUGGGCUAUUUUCUCUUCCUCAUUUUUCCACGAUAACACUGGA